This is a messenger RNA of Acromyrmex echinatior (Panamanian leafcutter ant), 542 nucleotides long. RefSeq lists its product as uncharacterized. The record is from RefSeq and is a predicted model, not a curated record. Lineage: Eukaryota; Metazoa; Arthropoda; Insecta; Hymenoptera; Formicidae.
AUUGAGGAUUUUCUGUUUUUUUUUUUGCAUGCUUAUUAUUAAUAACAUCAUUUCACAACAUCAUGCAUGUGGAUCAAAAUUAUUUUAAUUGCUUUAAAAGAAUCAUGUUUUCGUAAUAAAAAAAGUACAUGCAUGUUCUGUGUAACAUUGUAGCUACUGGGAAUCAACUUAUUGGCUACAAUAUCAUCAAAGCUGAACCAGUCGAGCGGAUACCAUUAUUCGGAAGUUCAGGUGCAAAUACAAGCAAUCUCAAUCUGCAACCUAUAAGUUCGUUCUCGCAAUCACACAUCAGUAUGCAAACUUUAAGGCCUCAGAUAUCACCAGGACGAACACCAUCCCCUAUGGAUUACAACCCAUCUCUGGUGCAGCAACCGUAUCAACCAAGUAACGUUACACCAGUAAUGCAACAACCAAAUAUGUUGGAUGUUCAAUUUUAUAAUGAACCACAAUUAUCAGAUCAAUCGCAAUUGAAUCAGCUAACUGAACUUGUAAUUAAAAAAAUUAAAAUUAAAAAAUCAAGAUGGAUUACAGCCGUUAAAUAA